Molecule: messenger RNA, 1312 nt
Organism: Arabidopsis arenosa
Lineage: Eukaryota; Viridiplantae; Streptophyta; Magnoliopsida; Brassicales; Brassicaceae
Source: the annotation of a GenBank genome assembly
CAUAGGCUUCACUUAUGAAGAUUAUUUUACUAAAACAAAACGAAAUUAUAACUUGUUACGUGUCAUACUCUCAUUUCUUAGCAACUCUCUUAUAAUGCAACUACCCUCAAACUCUUUUCUCCAUCUUCGGACAGUUUAACUUUCUGAAACUCUUAAGAAACUAACCAGACUUCAGAUUUUACGAACAAAAUGCCUCGAUCCGACCCGACCCGCGGAUAUUCCGAUGGAGACAGCCUGGUCGGAGAGAUUGUCCGAGAAGAAGGUCACAUUUACUCGUUAGCGGCAACAAAUGAUCUUUUGUACACAGGAUCGGACAAUAAUUAUAUUAGGGUUUGGAAAAACUUAAACGAGUUUAGUGGUUUUAAAUCGAACAGCGGAUUGGUGAAAGCCAUAGUGAUUAGUCGAGAAGAGAAGGUGUUUACGGGUCAUCAAGACGGUAAGAUCCGGGUUUGGAAAACCUCGUCCAAGAACCCGCGAGUGUAUACACGCGCCGGGAGCUUGCCGGCUUUGAAAGACGUUUUGAAGAGUUCAGUGAAGCCGAGUAACUACGUGGAGGUGAGAAGACGUCGUACGGCGCUUUGGAUCAAGCAUUCCGACGCCGUUUCGUGUUUGAGCUUAGUGGAAGAUCAAGGGCUCUUGUACUCCGCGUCAUGGGAUCGGACGGUCAAGGUUUGGCGUAUCAAUGACUUGAAAUGCAUCGAGUCUAUUAAAGCUCACGACGACGCUGUGAACUCCGUCGUGGCCACGGAGAGCCUUGUGUUCACUGGCUCGGCUGAUGGAACGGUUAAGGUUUGGAAACGUGAGAUCAGAGGGAAGCGUACCGUGCACUCUCUGGUCCAGACUUUGUUAAAGCAAGAAUCAGCCAUCACGGCUUUGGUCGUAAGCCACGUGGCGGUUUAUAGUGGUUCAAGCGACGGAGCUGUGAAUUUCUGGGAGAUGGGAGAGAAGAAAAUCUUGAAGCAUUGUGAAGUUUUCAAGAAGCAUAGACUCGCAGUUCUCUGUCUCGCGGCUGCCGGGAAAUUGUUGUUUAGCGGUGCUGCCGAUAAGAAGAUAUGCGUGUGGAGGAGGGAAGGGAAGGUUCACACGUGUGUCUCUGUGUUAACCGGUCAUACCGGACCGGUUAAGUGUUUGGCGGUGGUUGAACCAUCGGGAGAAGAAGAAAACGGUGGAGAUGGGAGAGUGGUUGUGUAUAGUGGAAGUCUUGACAAAUCGGUCAAAGUUUGGAGGGUGCCACGUCACUAGAUGUAUGAUUUUAUUCGGUUUCUAAGAGAUUUUGGGAUGUAUUGUAGGUAAAUAAGAACAAAAACCCAAG